AUCUAAGCCACCUACUCGGUAUCUUUUUUUUUGAUCUGAUUAUCUUGUUCUGUUUUUUGUCUUUGCGUGCGGAAUGCAGUUAUAGAGCUCUGCUGUCCUGGACGUCUCUCUUUGCUGGAAAAUGCCGUCAUCCUCAAAGCCAGGCAGUUUGAAGGCACAGAAGCUAGAUCACGAUAGCUUCGUCGCCUUUGAUCACGCCGCAGCCGGACAUGAUGGUGUCCGUUGCACGCUCUCCGGUUCGCUGAUUGCGAAGCCAUGCACGGCCCAAGAAGUUGCCUUCUACGAGUCCAGCGCCCUUCAUCCAGCCUUUCGGGAAUUCAUGCCUAUAUACAUCGGUACGCUAUCUGCAGCAGACCAGAAAUCACCUCUUUCUGUAGCAGCAGCCGGGCAAAGCGGAGUCGUUGUCCCCGAAUCAGUUCAAUCGUCGGCAUUCAAUACACCUGUCAAUGGCAGUGCGGCUCAAUCUGACGCUGGACCUUCAUCAUCAAAUGCCGCCCCUACAGAAGAAGUGCCGUGGGUUCCCUCCGCUGGUCGGAAAAUUGAGACGGGCCUGUCGAUUGUUCUAGAAAAUGUCGCCUCGGGGUUCACCAGACCAAAUGUCUUGGAUGUAAAACUCGGAGCUAGGCUGUGGGCCGAUGAUGCGCAUCCCUCGAAGCGAGCUAGGUUGGAUGCCGUCUCCAAAGAAACGACCAGCGGUAGUUUGGGUUUUCGGAUCGCUGGUAUGAAAGUGUGGACCGGAGUAAAGGGGGAAACUGACGCCGGUGGUCGAACCGAUCCCUAUGAAACCAAGCACGAGGGAUCAGAGGGCGAAAAGGGUGAAGUCAUUGAGAAGGACGGCUACAUGCGCUACGACAGAUGGUAUGGGCGAUCUUUCAGCGACAAGAACGUAAAGGAGGGAUUUGAGACCUUCCUUGCAGGGGCCAAAGGCGGGAAAAUAGACCACUCCAAGCUUAUUGCUAGGAGAUUGGCAGGAGAUUUACGCAAUAUACAGCAGGUCCUGGAAGCGGAGGAAAGCCGGAUGUACUCUUCUAGUGCCUUAAUUGUCUACGAAGGCGAUCCGGAAGUGCUGGAACAUGCGCUUGAUGAAGAGAAAAAAGCCGCGGAAAACCCACCAGCAGAAGAAGACGAAGAUGAGGAAGAGGAAGAGGAUUUCGUUCUACAGCAUGGUGGCUCUUUCAAAGUCAUGGAUAUCAACGGAGGUGAAGGGGCUCUAUCUCAGAAUGCUAUCAACAUUAGCAUCGAUCCUAGAACGGCACAGCUGACAAGCUUGGAGGAUGAGGAGGAAGACGAGGAGGAACCACCAAAAGUUCUUGAUCUUCGUUUGAUCGACUUUGCUCAUGCGCAAUGGACCCCGGGCCAGGGUCCGGAUGAGAACGUUCUCAUGGGAGUGAGAAGCUUGAUCAGGAUUUUCGAUGAGAUUGCUAGGAGCUGAGAAUUGAAGCAUCUAUGCGUCCGAAUGUCGCUGGCGACCUAUGAGAAAUGCAACUGCUAUCUAAUUCUCUUGCAUCUAGACAAGGAGUUACAUGGUGUUUGGGGGUUUUCUGUCUUUGUUUUCAUCUUGGUAUUAGCAAUUAAACAGACAUAUAUACCUAAGAUAGUCUAGGAUAGAUCUGGUUUAAACAAGAAUCUGAGAAUCCCAAGAUAUU
Messenger RNA from Monascus purpureus, 1646 nucleotides. The record is from the annotation of a GenBank genome assembly. Lineage: Eukaryota; Fungi; Ascomycota; Eurotiomycetes; Eurotiales; Aspergillaceae.